Molecule: messenger RNA, 780 nt
Organism: Saccharomycodes ludwigii
Lineage: Eukaryota; Fungi; Ascomycota; Saccharomycetes; Saccharomycodales; Saccharomycodaceae
Exons: 1
Coding region: 1-780 (259 amino acids)
Source: RefSeq, a predicted model, not a curated record
AUGACAAGUAUUAAUAACUCAGUUUCUUCAUUCUACGCAUUUUAUUCCUUAUAUAAACAUUUUUAUCCUGAAAAGCCAGAAGUAACGUUUAAACAAAUAAACGAUACUGCAUCUCUAUAUAAUUUAGAUAACAGUUUUAAGCCCACAAGCAAAACUUCGUUAUUUAUUACUUGGAAUAUAAAAGCUAUUGCUCCAAUUAAUCACCACACAAGCUCGGAUUCAGAUUCAGAUUCAAGUGCUGAUGAAGAAGGGUAUAAGUUGAGAGGUUGUAUUGGAACUUUUGCUAAAUUGCCCUUAUCAUCAGGUGUUAAAAAAUAUUCUCUAAUAUCUGCUUUGCAUGACUCAAGGUUUCCUCCUAUUAAAAGCAAUGAAUUGGUUAAUUUAAAAGUAACUUGCAAUAUCUUGCAUACUUUUAAGACAAUUUAUGAUAAGAAAAAUAGUAGUGGUGAUAUUUUUGAUUGGGAAAUUGGCAAGCAUGGAAUUGAAUUGGUGUUCGAGUACAAUGGAAUACAAUGUAGUGCCACAUUUUUGCCCGACGUUAUGGUUGAGCAACAUUGGGAUAAAGAACAAACUUUUAAAUAUUUGAUUUUAAAAGGAAGUAAUGAAACCAACUUAAUGUCCAUUAUUUAUAAAAACUGGAAAAAAUACUUUGUACAAGUUAUUAGAUAUGAAGGUACUAAGAGUACCUGCGGAUAUGACGAAUUUUUAUGUACUUACGAAAAGAUUGUAACUGAAAAUAAAGAUGCAAAAAAUGAUUCCAACAAGAAAAUCGCUAUGUAA